Phyllopteryx taeniolatus (common seadragon) is the source of this 7099-nucleotide messenger RNA. RefSeq names its product PTPRF interacting protein alpha 3 (gene ppfia3). Gene Ontology annotation, molecular function: protein binding. The record is from RefSeq and is a predicted model, not a curated record. Lineage: Eukaryota; Metazoa; Chordata; Actinopteri; Syngnathiformes; Syngnathidae. Bases 312 to 4013 code for a protein of 1233 amino acids. Gene Ontology annotation, biological process: synapse organization. The transcript is spliced from 32 exons. Gene Ontology annotation, cellular component: presynaptic active zone.
UUUCGUUGUCGUGCACAGCGUCCAACUUGACACUCCUCCCGGGUACCGUCGCUCCCAUCUCGGCGGGAGGAGAUGUCGCUGUGGAUGUAGAGCUGGGUGCCAAGUAACCUAACCGGACAGGAACCGCGGACAGCCGGCUGUUACUACCCUACCGACCUUGACUGAGGCGGGCGGGCCUCGGUGCUCCUUUCCCUCCCCGUCCUCGGUGGACCAUGACACGGGUUCCUCUGUGGUCUCGCUGAAGAACCUGGGCUGGGGGUUCGAGGUCUUCCCCGAGGUCUCCCCGAGCCAAACACUAGACCAGCCUCAAGAUGAUGUGCGAGGUCAUGCCCACCAUCUCAGAGGACGGGCGAGGCGGAGCUGGCGGCGGCUCUUCCUCGCCGGCGGGAACUGGCAGCGGCCACAGUGGAGGUAUUGGAAGUGGCAUGGGGGGCUACAGUAGCCGGGACCCCCGCAGCAGUGGUGGUGGUGGAGACGAAGGGGGCAGCACGGGCAACCUGGAGUCUUUGAUGGUCAACAUGUUGACGGAGCGAGAGAGGCUGCUUGAGAGUCUGAGGGAGACGCAGGACAGCCUAGGAACGGCCCACCUCCGACUGCGAGAGCUGGGACAUGAGAAGGAGUCGCUACAGAGGCAGCUGUCCAUCGCACUGCCACAGGAGUUUGCGGUGCUGACCAAAGAGCUGAACCUGUGCCGGGAGCAGCUGCUGGAACGAGAGGAGGAGAUCGCAGAGCUCAAGGCAGAGCGCAACAACACACGGCUGCUGCUGGAGCACCUGGAAUGUUUGGUGUCGCGACACGAGCGCAGCCUGAGGAUGACGGUGGUGAAGCGUCAGGCGCAGUCUCCCGCGGGGGUCUCUAGUGAGGUGGAGGUCCUUAAGGCCCUCAAGUCCCUGUUCGAGCACCACAAGGCCCUGGACGAGAAGGUCCGUGAGCGGCUGCGCGUGGCCCUGGAGCGAGUGGCGGCACUGGAGGAAGAGCUGCAGUCGUCCUCGCAGGAAGUGGUCUCUCUACGCGAGCAAAUCAAACGGCGGCAGCAGGGACUCGACAAAGAGCGGCUUCCCAACGGGCCGUCGUCCAUAUUAGAUGACGGCGAAGUGGACCGCCAGCGCGAAGGCGAGAUCGAACGACAGCGAUCCGAGUUGGGACAGCUCAAGGAGAGGCUGGCGCUCAUGUGCAGACAGGUUGGCGAGAUCGAGGAGCAACUGACGUCCGCCAGGAGAGAACUGACGCGAUCCGAGGAAGCCAACCACAAGCUGCAGCGAGACGUCAAGGAGGCUCUGUGUCAGAGGGAAGACAUGGAGGAGAGAAUCACCACACUGGAGCGCAGGUACCUGAGCGCCCAGCGCGAGGCGACGUCUCUCCACGACAUCAAAGACAAGCUGGAGAACGAGCUGGCGAGUAAAGAGUCUCUGCACAGACAGAGCGAGGAGAAGAACCGUCAGCUUCAGGAGCGCCUGGACGACGCCAAGCAGAAGCUGCAGCAAACCCUGCAGAGGGCCGAGACGUUGCCCGAGAUUGAAGCACAGCUGGCGCAGAGGGUGGCCGCCCUCAACAAGGCUGAAGAGCGCCACGGCAACUUUGAGGAGCGACUCCGCCAGAUGGAGGCGCAACUGGAGGAGAAGAACCAGGAGCUACAGAGGGCCAGGCAGCGUGAGAGGAUGAACGACGAACACAACAAGCGUCUCUCGGAUACCGUGGACAAGCUGCUGUCCGAGUCCAACGAGAGGCUGCAGCUGCACCUCAAGGAGAGGAUGGCGGCGCUGGAGGAGAAGAAUGCUCUCUCUGAGGAGCUGUCCAACAUGAAGAAGAUUCAGGAUGACCUUCUGACAAACAAGGACCAGCUCAUUGCUGAGCUGGAGCGCCUUCAGCUUGAACUGGAUCAACUGAAAGCCAGGCCCGGAGGCUCAUAUUCCAGUCGGUCUCUACCCGGCAGCGCUCUGGAGCUGAGGUACUCCCACGGGGGCGGCUCCCUCCCAAUGGGCUCCACCACUCACCUGGACACCUUCGGGAACGCCUCCCUGGGCGGCAGGCGAAGCCACCGGUCACGGUGGAGCUCGGCCAGGGAGGACUCCACCAAGUAUACAGACUGGGGGACGGGGGCGCUGCUGGGGUCCGGCUACGAGCACGGUGUGGACGUGGGCUGCUCAGACGACGAGGAUGACGGAGACCAUCGCUUCGGGUCCGAGCUGCUGUCUCCCAGCGGGCAAACGGAUGUACAGACGCUGGCCAUCAUGCUGCAGGAACAGCUGGAGGCCAUCAAUAAGGAGAUUAAGUUGAUCCAGGAGGAGAAGGAGAACACAGAGCUGCGCGCAGAGGAGAUUGAGAGCCGCGUGAGCAGCGUGGCCCUGGACAGCCCGCCCAUCCCGCCCUCCUCGCUGGGAAGGGACGGCGCGGGGCGAGGCUUCAUCCCGUCCUCAAUCACCUCCUCCACCCUGGCCUCCCCGUCACCACCCAGCUCGGGGCACUCCACCCCUCGCCUGCCCCACUCGCCGGCCCGUGAGAAUGACAGACAGACCGGCAAAGACGACGAGCGCUCCCUAGCCCUACUCGACUCCACGCCACCGCCCACGCCGCGAGCUCUGCGCCUGGACAGGAUGACCCUCACUCACCCGGGGGCCCUGCUGGACGACCCCCGCGAGUUCCGCAGCCUGUCAGCAGACGGCAGCAGCUCCAACAGCAGCCAGGACUCCCUGCACAAGUCCAGCAAGAAGAAGAGCAUCAAGUCUUCCAUCGGACGACUCUUUGGGAAGAAGGAGAAAGGCAGGUUGGGACAGCCUGGACGGGACGGCUCGGCCUCGCUUGCGUCAACGCCCUCUGAAGAUCUGGCCUCUGGAGACCCCAUGGGCAUGAACAAGACCGGGACUUUGGGUCCGGCGGACAAAGACCGGCGCAGCAAGAAGAAGCACGAGCUGUUAGAAGAAGCAUGUCGCCAAGGUUUGCCCUUUGCAUCCUGGGAUGGUCCUACUGUGGUGUCAUGGCUGGAGUUGUGGGUGGGCAUGCCCGCCUGGUACGUGGCGGCCUGCCGGGCCAACGUCAAGAGCGGCGCCAUCAUGGCCAACCUGUCGGACACGGAGAUCCAGCGUGAGAUCGGCAUCAGUAACCCUCUGCACCGCCUCAAGCUCCGGCUCGCCAUCCAGGAGAUGGUGUCCCUCACCAGCCCCUCGGCCCCGGCCAGCACUCGCUCGUCGACCAGCAAUGUUUGGAUGACCCAUGCCGAGAUGGAGUCCUUGAACGCUGCAACCAAGCCGCCGGAGCUGAAGGAGUUCAGCUGGGAUCAGAUUCUGGCGUACGGCGACAUGAAUCACGAGUGGGUGGGCAACGACUGGCUGCCCAGCCUGGGCCUGCCGCAGUACCGCAGCUACUUCAUGGAGUCGCUGGUGGACGCCCGCAUGCUGGACCACCUCACUAAGAAGGAGCUGAGAGGACAGCUCAAGAUGGUGGACAGCUUCCACAGGGUGAGUUUGCAUUACGGCAUCAUGUGCCUCAAGCGCCUCAACUAUGACCGCAAGGAGCUGGAGAGGCGGCGGGAGGAGAGCGCACACCACAACAAAGACGUGAUGGUGUGGUCCAAUGAGCGCGUGAUGUGCUGGGUGCAGACGGUGGGCCUGAAGGAGUACGCCGACAACCUUCGCGAGAGCGGCGUCCACGGCGCCCUGCUGGCCCUCGACGACACCUUCGACUACACCGACCUGGCGCUGCUGCUGCAGAUACCGAAUCAGAACACGCAGGCUCGCCAGCUCCUUGAGCAGGAGUACAACUCGCUCAUCACCAUGGGAACCGAGAGGCGGCCCGAUGAGGACGGCACCAAGACGUUCACGCGCUCUCCUUCCUGGCGCAAGAUGUUCCGCGAGAAGGACCUGCGGGGCGUUACGUCGGACUCGGCUGAGACCCUGCCUGCUAACUUCCGUGCCUCCGCCAUCGCCACGCCGUCCGUUACCCUCAGGAAGGUCCAGAGCGACGCCAGCUCCGGUGCCCGGGGUGAAUCCGCCUCCGUGAGGACGUACUCGUGUUGAGGGAGCAGCUGAGGGGGCACCGAUUACACUGGGACUCUCCGACUCACUGAAGAAUGACUCUAAAGAAGAAGAAAGCGCCCCCGCCCCACAACACACACACACACACACUACACUCAACUUCUGGCUAGUUGUGCUCCGAGCAUUCUGCAAUAACACGAACAGGACGAAGGUGACCUGAUGAUUUGUUAAUUUUUUUUUCAGCGCAGGAAGUCCAAGUCCUCUCUCUGUGGCCCCUCUUUUACGACGCCAUUGUUGCCGUCAAGGGGGGGGGGGGGGGCGGCGUCUGAGUGUCCCCGAUUCAUGUGGGAAGUAAAACAUUUUGAGCGCCGGGCGGCAGACCACAUCACAGCCAUGCCGCUCUUCUUCGUCUUUUUGUCUCGAGCACCUUGAAAGCCGAUCCGAAGUCCUUUGAAUGCAUCCCAUAAUGAUAUACUUGAAAGGCUCCGAGGAGGAGGGGGCCAGUCACACAGGCAUCAGGUUCGACUGUUUCCUGACUCUUACGCAGAGAGCCCAGAAGUAGAGCCUGUCUCAGGGUUCUGUGUGAAAGGCACUGAAGGCAACUCGACAAUUUCACACCAGUGGAGGUAGUAUCAAACGCAUAACAGAGGCAGGGUGUCAUCUAUGGAAAAAGGUAUCGCGGGAAGCCGGAACGGAGAUGUGAAAACUGACACAACAGAAGUAGAAUCAGCAUUUGGCUACAUGUGGCUUUCACACAGAACCCAGCGUUGUGGAAUACUGAAGUUUCACACUUGACAGAAACAAAAAAAGCCCACUUUGAAAGGAAGUAGCAAAGUCAAAGUCGGUUUGGAAGGUACCAAAGGCGACCCGAAAAUGUACCCAUCUUCCGAGGUAUCGGAGGUGGGAUGCGGAUGCGUUUAUGUGAAAGGGAAUAAAGCUGGAGAGGGGGUGUGAAGUAUAACACCCGACACGCACUGCUCUGACAAGUACAGUGGGGCAAAAAAGUAUUUAGUCAGCCACCGAUUGUGCAAGUUCUCCCACUUAAAAAGUUGAGAGAGGCCUGGAAUUUUCAUCUUGGGUGUACCUCACCUAUGAGAGACAAAAUAAGAAAAAAAAUCCAGAAAAUCACAUUGCCUGAUUUUUAAAGAAUUUAUUUGCAAAUUAUGGUGGAAAAUAAGUAUUUGGUCACCUACAAACAAGCAAGAUUUCGGGCUCUCACAGACCUGUAACUUCUUCUUUUAGAGGCUCCUCUGUCCUCCACUUGUUACCUGUAUUAAUGGCACCUGUUUGAACUUGUUAUCAGUAUAAAAGACACCUGUCCACAACCUCUAACAGUUCACACUCCAAACUCCACGAUGGCCAAGACCAAAGAGCUGUCAAAGGACACCAGAAACAAACUUGUAGACCUGCACCAGGCUGGGAAGACUGAAUCUGCCAUAGGUAAGCAGCUUUGUGUAAAGAAAUAAACUGUGGGAGCAAUUAUUAGGAAAUGGAAGACAGACAAGACCACUGAUAAUCUUCCUCGAUCUGGGGCUCCACGCAAGAUCUCACCCCGUGAGGUCAAAAUGAUCACAAGAACAGUGAGCAAAAAUCCCAGAACCACAUGGGGGGGGCCUAAUGAAUGACCUGCAGAGAGCUGGGACCAAAGGAACAAAGGCUACCAUCAGUAACACACGACGCCGCCAGGGACUCAAAUCCCGCAGUUCCAGACGUGGCCCCCUGCUUAAGCCAGUACAUGUCCAGGCCCGUCUGAAGUUUGCUGGAGAGCAUUUGGAUGUUCCAGAAGAGGACUGGGAGAAUGUCAUAUGGGCAGAUGAAACCAAAAUAGAACUUUUUGUUAAAAACUCAACUUGUGGUUGGAGGAGGAAGAAUGCUGAGUUGCACCCAAAGAACACCAGACCUACUGUGAAGCACGGGGGGAGGAAACAUCAUGCUUUGGGGCAAUUUUUCUGUAAAGGGACCAGGACGACUGAUCUGUGGAAAGGAAAGGAAAGAUCUGCAUGGAGGAAUGGGCCAAAAUACCAGCAACAGUGUGUGAAAACCUUGGGAAGACUUACAGAAAACCUUUGACCUCUGUCAUUCAUUGCCAACAAAAGGUAUAUAACAAAGUAUUGAGAUGAACUUUUGUUAUUGACCAAAUACUUAUAUUCCACCAUAAUUGGCUAAUAAACUCCAUGAGUGAACUCCUCUUUCACACCGGUAUCUCGCAAAAUGUACACGUUAAAAAUGUAUGAGUAGGUCCGUCCGUGCCGCGCACGCAGAACCGGAUCAGACAUCGCGAUUUGUCGGUUUCUGACGACUGAUUUAUAUAUAAUAAAUAUUAUUUAUUUAUUAUAUUUCGUAAAAAUAAAAGGUGUUUUGGGACUUUUGGGAAGUUGUUGAAAGCGGACUCCUCCAUUGGGAUCUUUGGCGGAGCAUGACGGUGAAAGAUGAAUGACGGGAGGGGCCACAUCAAGACAAAGCAGAUUCAAAGACAAUGGGACAGACAGUAGCCGCUCAUUUUACACACGCACGCCAUAACAAAAUUCUCUGGAAGGGGGGGGGGGGUGAGUGAAGGGGUGAGUCGGAACCCCAGGAAACGAAACCUUUAGCCUCCUUGUUUACGAUGCAUGUCUUAAAAAAAAAAUAAAAAAAAAAAACGACAAGGAAAAAAAGAAGACGAGAUAUUUUUUAGUUUUUUUUCCCUUAAUGGUGAAGAUAACAAGGCGUGGUUCCAAAAUGAAAACUGACAAAAAAGGUUUGGGGGGGGGGGUUCAAUUUGUAAAAUGUGUUGAGAUUUUUUUCAGUUGUAUUUUUUAUUUUUUACAAUGACUAUUUUUCUUUAAGGUAUGUAUUGGAUAAAUGUAUGUACGUGUAAGUCCUUGUUCCCGCUCUCUCUAUCUCUCUCUCUUUCUCUCUCUCUCUCUCUCUCUCAUUAAGACCCAUUCAGUUUGGAGCUAGACCUAAUGGUCGCCAGUCCAAACACAAGGCGACCGUUCCACUCACUAGCGCUGCUGAUCCGUGUCCAUUCUGACGACAGGUCGCGCAAUGAUGGCAGAUUUCCGUGAUUAAAGUGACUGUAAUACAAAACUGAAGAUAUCCUAUAUGGAAAAUGAACAAAUAUGAUAAAAGUGGUGAUGUUAAAAAAA